GCCAAGUCAGCAGGAGCAAAGUCAUAGCGGUUGGGCGUUGAGAGAGACGGACCCGCCUCUUUGAGGUCUUUCUUUGUGGUAUAAACUAUAAAGCGCCUCCUCCUUCAAGAAUAUGCUCUCUCUCCUUCUCCUCUCUCAUUUAUUCCUUUUUCAUCUCUUCUUCUUUCCUACUUUCUUAAAAAAAAAAAAAAAAAAAAACCAUAUAUACAGUAGUACUAGUAGUAUUUAUUACAUUGUUCUACCUUCCUUGUCAGAUCCCAAGUAUCUUACUUUCCCUUUUCUUCAACCCACACAACACAAUCAUGGAGUUUUUCUUUGAGAUGCUUCUCACGGCUCUUCUUGCUCUCUUGUGUUCUUUCCUUCUUGCUAAUCUCGUCUCUUCUGCUGCGGCGGAUAAAGGGAACGAUCCGAGUUCCGAUGAUCAGUCGUCGGAGAAGCCUGAGAUCAUCGGUGUCGGUGAUGAGUUUGUUACAGAGGAGGUUCUUUCUAAUAAGAAGAUGGAUGCUAGAGUGAUGGGGAGCGACAGGAAUCUAUCAGUUGUUGCUGAUGAGAAUGUGGAGCUUGUCGAUCGCUUUGUAAACGGAGCUGAUGGAGUUGCUGAAGUCGAGGAUGCGGCUACGGGAAACGCUGAAACCCGUAAAGACCGCGAAGAGGAACUGGUGGUUUUUUUAACCGCCGAAGCUGAGUCCACGGCGGUUAUUUCGCCGGAAAAUAAUGCGAUCGUCGAGGAGGAGAUGAUGAUUAGUCGUGGAGAGAAGGAAGAAGAGAGCGACUCGGCGGAAGAAAUCGCUGCUGGACGCGAAGAAGCUGACGAGUACAGUGGUUCUGUUUCGCCGGAGGAGAAGAUUGUGCUUCAAGAACGAGAGGAUCGAAGUGAAUCAACAGAAUUAGGAAGAAGUGGUUGCGUAGAAAACGAAGAAAGUGGUGGAGAUGUCGUAGUCGCUGAAGUUGAGGAUGAGGUUAGGGUUGAAGAGACUAAUACGGUGGCAGAGACAGAGAUUGAUACUGAAGGAGCUGAUCAAGAGAAAGAGGAAUUGAGUAUUGAAGAAGACGAUGAUGAUGAUGAUGAUGAUUGGGAAGGAAUUGAGAGGAGUGAACUGGAGAAAUCCUUUGCAGCUGCUGCAAAUCUUUUGCAAAAAUCCGGGAAAUCGGAAGAUAUUGGUGCUGAGUCCAAGAUGGACUUGUACGGACUUCACAAGAUCGCCACUGAAGGGCCUUGCCGAGAGCCACAACCUAUGGCCGUCAUGGUCUCUGCUCGUGCCAAAUGGAAUGCCUGGCAGAAACUUGGAAACAUGAGUCAAGAAGAGGCCAUUGAGCAGUAUCUUGCACUUGUCUCAAAGGAGGUCCCUGGUUUGAUGACUGUAGGGAAGAUGUCAGAAACUGUAACCUCUGUUUGCUUACCUCCUAAUUCAGGGACAUUAGAAGAUCCUACCAACUUAGACACAACUGCUGUUGAUGAAUCCAGAAAAAUGUUUCAGGGGAAAGGUGAAACCAGUGACUAAGUUAAGCAUGCGAGGCUUGAAGGAGGGAGGGUCUUUGGGAAACAAAGGCAAAUCUAUUCUUUUGCAUAUAAGUAUUUUUAGGUGCAACUUGGGUUGUGGAGAGUGUAUGCAUAAUACAUUAUCCUCACCCAAUGGUUUAGGCUUUUCAUUCGAUCCUUUUGGUUGAAGGAGUUGAAAUAAACAAAAGCACUCAAAAGUAUUUUAUAUAUACGUAUAUAUAUGUGCGCAAGGAUUGAUUGAUUUCUAGUGCAUUGAUAAUGCUAAGACCUAUGAUUUAUGAAUCAAGCAAAGGUUGUUCUAUCCU
Messenger RNA from Camelina sativa (false flax), 1806 nucleotides. Its product is annotated as acyl-CoA-binding domain-containing protein 3. The record is from RefSeq and is a predicted model, not a curated record. Gene Ontology annotation, molecular function: fatty-acyl-CoA binding. Gene Ontology annotation, biological process: fatty acid metabolic process. NCBI's taxonomy places the organism in Eukaryota, Viridiplantae, Streptophyta, Magnoliopsida, Brassicales, Brassicaceae.